AAAAAAAAAAAAAAAAAAUCCCCUGAAGGCAAUAUUUGCUUUUUCUACCAUAUACCUCAAAUCCUUCCAUCCUCUAGCCAUUACCCAGUUCCAAAGCCCCUUCUGCAUUUUUAGGCGUUUGUUAUACAGUAUCUUCUUGAUACCAGUUUUUGUCUUAGUUCAGGGCUGCUAUGACCAAACUAUCAUAGACCAGGUGGCUUAAAUAACAAACAUAUUUAGUUCUCACAGUUCUAGAGUCUAGGACGUCCAAGAUCAAGAAGGCACCAGCAGAUCUGGAAUGGUGCGGAAUUAGAGUAGGAUGUUGUGAUGAAGAGGUUGGCUGCAGGAGAGCCCUCCUGGCAGGUGACACUUGGCCUAAGACCCAAAUGGCCAGAGGAAACCAUGUGAAAACUUAGAGAAAAAGCCUUCCAGGCAGAGGGAAGAGGCCUGGGGUGAGCGAUAAGGUGGGGUAGCAGAGAGAAUAGAAUGUUCUAGAAAGAGAAGGUAGCCGGUACUGGAGCCCAGAGGAAGAAGGAAGAGUGGAGUGAGACGAGCUCUGGAAGCAGGUGUAGGGGUAAGUGCCUGUCUGGGUUUGUGAUCGAGGGUGAGAAGUUCAGGUUUUACGUCCAGUGAGACGGGAUGGUCCGGGUGGCGUGCUGGAUUUAUGGUUUGCUGUGUGGUGUGUUAUUUGCUUUGUAUUUUUAUAAAGGUCCCUCCGGCAGCUGCUAGAAAGAGAAGGGGCCCUGGGCUGUGGAGGGAUGUUGGGGUCUGAGAUGAUGGUGACUUAGAGUGGCGCGGCGGGGUCAAGGUCAGGACUGGACGGCACUGGGCACAUCCUGUUGGACUUGCCGGUGAUGGCGGUGGCUUGGCCGUGGGGGCCGCCCGUGGGGGCGCAGCAGGAAGGAAGGGUGCUCCUGCCCGCUGGGCCUGGGCGCCGUCACUGCUGUCUCUACCUUUGCAUAUUGCUGCCAGCCCCGCGGUAUUGUUUUAAUUUCCUCCCUCCUCUGUCUGCCGCGUCCUUCCUGGCAGCGUGUUGCUGUAGACAGAGCCGCAGCUUUAUUGGAUAAGUCUGUUUCGAGCGGGGAAAGAAGGAUUUGCUCUUUUUCAGUGUGGCUCUGGGCCUGUUUUCCUUGCAACCUCCUCCCCCCGGGUCUGUUUCCGCUGCUGGAAAUGAUGCUCGGAUUAAGAACAGAUCUCUUAAACCUAGAGUUGACUUCCCUGGCAUUUUUUUGUUUUUUUUCCUGUCCCCCCUGCCAUGAGGAGAUGCUAAAGAUGCCAGAGAGGUGGGGGGUAAAGUGAUUAUUUAAUUGUGUGGAAAUGCGCAGGGGUGACUAAGACAGAUCAAGGGCAGGACCCGGAAUCCUGGGAGAGCGACACCUGACUGGCUCCCAUUUCCUGACUCAAGGCUCUAAAUGAAUUUCUACUUGACUAAAAAUACCUCAAGAGCUGGGUGGCAGCUUAAGCUGUCAGUAAAUUUAAAACAGGUUUGCGUGCCGCUGAUUAUAGCAGAGGACAAGAAGUUGAUGGAGAAUUUUCUGCAACACGUUUUGUUUAACUCCUGGUUCUCUUGCCCUGCCUUGAGUCCUUCUGAUUCUUGGGUGGAUCAGGAUGGGGGUUGUAUAUUUGCUUUCUUUUCCUUUUACCUUAUCAAUUGCAAGGGUCUAUGUUGAAUGCAUUUUAAGCUUAGGACCUGUCUUGCUUUCCAGAGAUGAUGUGAGAAUGUCCGGGGGCUGAACAGAGAGCGAGUUCAGUGUGGGUUAGCCGCGCCUUGCGCCUCCCUGGCUAAACACAGACCCACUCCCAGGCUACGUAUCUAUUUGCAAAACAGGGUCAGAAUGUCUCUACCCCGUUCUUGACCUCUGGGCUCUAAUAUUUAUCCUGCUAUGGCAGCAGUCCCUAACCUUUUUGGCACCAGGGACCCAUUUCAUGGAAGUCAAUUUUUCCACAGACGGUGGGGGGACGUGAUGGUUUUGGGGUAGUUCAAGGGCAUUGCAUUUAUUGUUCAAUAAAACCUCUCUGCUAAUGAUAAUCUGUAUUCGCAGCCGCUCCCCAGCACUAGCAUCACCGCCCCAGCUCCACCUCAGAUCACCAGGCAUUGGAUUCUCACAAGGAGCUGCAACCUGGAUCCCUUGUUUUCGCAGUUGACAGCAUGGUUCGCGCUCCUAUGAGGAUCUAAUGCCGCCGCUGACCUGACAGGAGGCGGAGCUCAGGCGGUGAUGCCAGCAACGGGGAGCGCCGUAAAUACAGAUGAAGCUUCCUGUGCUUGCCUGCUGCUCACCUCCUGCCCUGCGGCCUGGCUCCUGACAGGCUGUAGAUUGCUACUGGUCUCAGUCCAGGGCCUGGGUGUUGGGCAGGCUGCAGUUCUAUACUAUCCUGAAAGUAAACAAUAGUUAACUAAACAUAAAAGCAGCUAGUAUUUGUUGAAUGUGUGCUAAAUGCUUUUUGUGUAUCAUUUCAUUGAAUGCACACAACCACCACCUCUUGAGUAUUAAUAAUACUGCAUUUCACCUGAGCUCAGUUUAAAGUUUAAAUUCCCUCCCCCGCUCUCAUGUUCCAGAAUAUGGCUUACUGCAAAGAACCACUGUUCCCCCUCAUUCCCUUAGGAUAAGGCCAGAACCAGACGCUCCAAAUUCCUAUUUUUUGCCUCAUAAACAGUUGAGCUGCUCAGCCGCACUGAUCAAUCAGAACAAGUUGCUUGCUAACCAGACUCUGGUUAGGAGUCUCUGCCUUCUCCUGCCCUUGUCCCCUCAGCCUGAGCCAGCACACAGCCCCUCCUGAGAAUACAUGGGCUUGGUGUCAGGGAAGAACAUUCUCUGAUCCACGUCCGGUCAUCCCAGCCUUUUCAUUCCCACACCUGGUCUUUCUUGGUGAGUUUUCUCUUUUCCAUGAAAGAAAACUCCUUUUUCGCGUAACCGUCGAGAUGUUUGCAGAACCUUUGGGAUCUUACAGUCACGGCAUCUCCUUAUUGUGGUAGUUUCUUUCUCUCCUUUGCAGUCAUCCUUUCAGCUGAAGUCUCUCCUUGCUAAGAAUGGAUGAGUUUUUCCGUAAUGGUGCAAGCGAAGUCCGAUGGUCUCCCCUUUGUAGAGGAGGAAGUCAGGGGCCAGUAGGAGGCAGAUGGGGAGUUCUGAUCUCUCAAAACCCAGAGUCUCUGCCGUUAACUAGUUCCCGAGGCUUCAUUCAUGACUUUUGGACUUUAUUUGAACUCCAUCGGGUCCUCAGUGUGCUUAUCACCUCAUUGGAGAUAAAAUAGCCACUAACUUAUGAUGGUUCGCCUCAUGAUUUUUUGACUUUACAAUGGUGCAAAAACGAUUCACCUGUGGCAGAAACCGUACUUCGAAUUUUGAUCAUCUCCUGGGUAGCAGUAUGUUUGGAUGUUGAGUUUUGAGUCUGUACAUCCCAUUGCGUCUGCAAAACACGCAUCUGUGUAUAGUAUUCAACACUUUAUUAUAAAAUAGGCUUUGUGUUAGAUGAUUUUGCCCAACCGUAGGCUAAGGUAAGUGUUCUGAGUACGUUUAAGGGAGCCUGGGCUAAGCUGUGAUGUUUGGUAGGUUAAAUGCAUUCUUGACUUAUGACAUUUUCAACUUACAGUGGGUUUAUUGCCUGUAAUCCCAUCAUAAGUUGGGGAGCAUCAGUAUAAGAUACUCAGUAGUCAUGGUUUGUAUAGCAUCUUUGUUUUAGAGCUCUAGAAAAAGAGAAACUCGUGCAAGGUCACCAUUUUGUACACACCCAUGUGUACAAAUAAAAUCCUCAGAAGUAGAAAAAUAAUGAGGACUGCAACAAAAAUGGACAGACAGAUGUUGAGCUUCCUGCUCGGAUGUUAGGAAGAGCACUUGGACCAGGCAGGUCUGGAGCUGCUCCCUGGAGCAUGGGUUCCAUGUGGGGACUGCAGGACCCUCCCGUAGGGGACUAUGGGGUGCAGAUGAGUGGGGACGAGACAGAGCAGUCAGUGGCGGCUCCAGUGGCCCUGCCUGCCAGGCUGCCAACUGCACCUUCUUCUCCGGGCAGUGGGGAGCCACUGCAGGUCUUUGGGCAGGAGAAUGUCAUGAUGACAAUGAUAAUAAUAAUGACCAUGCUGAUAAUAGCCUGCGCCUCGGUGUUUUUAUAGCUCCUCUCCCAAGGUGCCCUUCUCCAGAAAGCCGGGAGUGCUGCACAGAUGUUACCUAAUUAAUCACUGCUGCUUCCCUGCCAAGGGAGGUGGGGGUAGCUAAUAUCCCCAUUUUUCAAGGGAGGAAGAUGAGGCAGUGGGAAGUGCUCAGGUAGCCUAGAAAGGCAGCGUGCGUGGACGCUAGGAGAGCCUACCUUUUGGGCACAGAGUUGCCCAGGACAGAUUGGUUUGUGCUCAGGGACGUUCUCAUGACAGUGUCUCUGCACAUUAAAGAUGGAGAAGAGGAAUCUAGACCUUGAGUGUUGAGAGACACCUGAGUAUGGGCUAAUGCCUGGGGGUGUCAGUUGGGGUCACACCUGGCUGUGGCACACCCUGAACCUUUGGUAUCCUCUUCUUCUGUUCGUUUAUCAUUCUUCCUGUGUCUUUUGACCUUCGUGGCUGACCUUUGUCCUCCUUGAGGAACAGAUCUUUUAUAAUCUAACCUCAGUGCCUGGUUUCUGUACUUUGGCUUGAAUAUCCUGCAUACACUUGCUGUGGGCGAGUCAUUUCCCCUCUCUUAGCCUCAGUUUCUUCUUCUGUAAAAUGAUAACCAUGACUCUUGCUUCAUUGGAUCCCUGUGAAGAUCAGAGGAAGUGAUGCAUGAUGUCAUGUGCUCAACAGUGCCUGGCACACUGCAAGUGCUUGCUGCAUUUAAUAAACUGUCAGUGCUCUUAGGCAGCGGUCGCCAACCUUUUUGGCACCAGGGACCAGUUUCAUGGAGGACAGUGUUUCCACUGAGUGGGGUUGGGGUGGGGCGGGAGGCGGAACUUAGGUGGUCAUGUGAGUAAUGGGGAGCAGCUGUAAAUGCAGAUGAAGCUUCCCUCGCUUGCCUGCAACUCCCCUCCUGCUGUUUGGCCUGGUUCCUACGUUUCAUGGAAGACAAUUUUUCCAUGGGUGAUGUGGGGUGUGGAGCUCAUGGCCCGGUUCCUAACAGGCCGCAGACUGGUACUGGGCCACGGCCCAGGGGUUGGGGACCGUAGUUCUUAAGGGUUUAAAAAUAUGUACACUAGAUUACUCCUCUGAACUGGUCCAUCGAUACGGGUGGACCUUCUUUAAUGCAGUUGACAUGCAACCAAAUUAUUGAGUAGGAAUCAGUUUCCUUGAAGUGGCAUAAUUUCUCCUGUUGAUACUGGUUAUAAUUUUAAAGAAAACAUACACAUGCAUUCAUUUCUGCCUGGGCCUAAUCAUGCUUUUGUUCCCAAGUUCCUGGGCUCCUCCACCUCUCCAUCAAGUAUUUAGUAAUCCAUAAACAAGGCUUAAGCUGCUAUUUAAAGCAACUCUGCUGUUAAUCCUUUUGUAAAAGCAAAUCCUUUAUGAACGUGAAUACCCUCCCCACCCCCUUUUGCUUCUAUUGUGGAACUUCAAGUUUUCCAAUUUUCAUUUCUUUUAAGGUAGCGUCACCCAUGGAUUGAAGAGUCAGAGAUUCAGAACUAGAAGGUGGAUGGAGUCUUAGAGUGCCUGGCCCAGCAGCUUCAUUUAAAAGAUGGGAGAUUCGGGCUUUUCAAAUCUGGGCAGUGGCAAAGUGCAGGCUUAUCCUAUGUCUCCAAAAGUGUUUUUAAGCGGUUACAUAAGUGACAUUUUUUCCCUUUUAAUUGUCAUGUGUUUAUAUUGCAAGUGAUGCUGGUUUUUCCCUUAAAUAAUACUAACACAAGAGCAGCAAUCAUGCUGUGCUUACUCUGUGCCAGGCACUAUUUGAAGCACUUGCCAUGAAUUAACUUGACAUGUUUUAACUCAUGUACUCUUGAACAGCCUCUCUACAGGGCUAGGUACUAUUGUCAGUCCUAUUUUACAGAUGAGGAAACUGAGGCACAACGUACUUAACUCACUUGUUCACGGUCGCAAUGCUCUUAAGUGGUGGUCAACUCCGAAGUUCACCAAUUGCACGUGUCUCUCUGUUGCCUAAACAUACUGCCAUGCAGUUUUAUUUUUAAAAUAGAUAUAUUUCCAUAAAAAGUGAGAGUUGAUUGUAGAAAUUACUAGUUACUGUAUGGGUGGUACAGAAAUAUGGCAAAAAUCCUGAAACUAGCGUAUCGGCAUAGGAAGUUUGGAAACGGUACAGAAAACCCUAUACUGUGUCAAAGAUGCAUUUGCAAAUUUUCUGUAAGGGCCUGUUUGGUGCCAAGUGCUGUGUGUGGUUCCAGAAACAGACAGCUAGUUGGAAGCAGACCAAAUCAGACAAGGUUGCUGCCUUCGCAGAGCAUGCCAUCUAGGUGAAGAGAGGCAAUGCAGUGCACAAAAGAACAAAUAAUAAGACAUUGCAGCUUGGGAGAAGCGCUCACCUGGGAUGCUGACGGUAGAGUAUGCAUGCGUGUGUAUGUGCGUGCACAUGUGUCUAUGUGUGUUACAGGGGCAGGCAGGGCAGACAGUGAGGGUCUGCUUUUACUAGGUUUUACUAGGUUAACCUACCUGUCAUCUCUGUGAAGAGGUGACACUUGAGAGGAGACAUGAAGGUGAGUUUACAUGAACAAGUUUGUUUCUUCCUGUGGCCAUAGAGAUAUUCACUCUUUGAACCUGCGUGAAUGCAGAGAACCUUCAGGCCCAGGGCUCUGAGCAGCUGCUGCACCCCUCGAGGACUCGGCAGCCACCUGAACCCAGGGAUUCUUCCAGGCCUGAUGCUAGGACGAGGACACACCACCUGAUACCCUUCUGCCAGGUGCAGAUUGAUAUGCUCUGCUCUGAGUGAUUUAUUUUUAGCUUUCUCCGUGAGAGAGGCAGCGACGACAUGGUUAGUUUAUUAUUAAACAGGACCAUUUAUUCAUCCAUGUCUUUACAUACCGGUGAUGUGAAAGAGAAGCCGGAUGGGUUUGGAAUAUGGAUUUUUUACACACACUCAGAGCUACUGCCUGCCUUAAGCUAACCACUCUGCUGAACAAAACAGCCCAUUUCUGGCCAAAUCCCUUCCCUAGGGCAGGGAGUUGUGAAGUUAGAUGCCUUCUGGGCAGAGCAGGCUUGGAGUGUGUCGGCCUCGUGGGGCCUGGGGUUGCCCACACCUUAUGUAAAGCAGACGUCAGCUCUAGCCAGUUCAAAAUAUGGAGCCAGUGUGGCCUGGUCUGAUUUUACAAGGAAGGUCAUGCAUCCAGAAUUUGAACACUUGGUCUUCCUGAGUUUCAGACAUUUGUAAGUCAUUGAAAAAUUUAAAAACACUUUGCAGGUCAAAACAAAAUAUAUCUGAGUGCCAGAUUUAACUAGUGGGUGACCAGUCAGUGACUUCUUGUCUGAGAGCCCCUGAAAAUGAGGUCUGGCCAGCUGAGAGACUAGAGUGGGCCUGGGCCCAAGGUCUUUCAGAACUUGGUGGGAAAUAAGGGGGAAGAAAUUAACAAAACCACCUAUUUACUUGAGAUUGGUCCUAUAGUGCCACUUUUGUUAUCUGUAGCUUGGCACUUGUCCUCAAGGCCGCAUCAGAGCAAGAACAAGUGGUUUGAGGAGAAGGAAAGAGAAAUCUGUUACUUUGUUCGCAAAGGAGGAAAAAUGGCAAAAUCCAAAAAUUUCCUGCACGUAAGCAGAAAUACAGAUCUUUUAAAGGGAGGGCCCUUCCUUCUAGGCUACUAUGUAAAUGAUUCUCAUCAUCCCAUCUCUGCUGAAGACAAAGCCUGUGACCUCCGCCCCCCUGGGCCCACAUGGGGGGCUGGCUCCAGCCUGGGAUGGCUGAGAUGUCUCCUGUAACACAGAGAAGAAAAGACCAUCUCCCUGCCUUAGGGAUGCAGUCCAGGCAGCAGUUCCUAAAAAUAGUGGGCGAAGUUUGAAAUGGAUAGUAAAUAUGUUUUUGCUUUUUUUUCUUCCCCUCGGGCCAUUCUCUCUGUUACAUAUUCCCCAUGGUCAGUAUUUCCCUUCCAUACCUACAGGAGGAGGAGUGACUGCUCUGUCCCACUGUCUUCACACGGAUGUGCCUUCAUUCUGGUGUGUGGGGCCCAGAACUGGAACCGCUUUGUGUGAGCCGAGGUUCCAUGCCAAGCACGUUGCAUACGUCAGUAGCCCAGGAUCCACACCCCCCGAGCCCGCUGAUCACGCUGGAGGCCCAGCACGGCUACUUCUCUCACCGGCCUAAAGAGAAAGUACGCACAGACAGCAACAACGAGAACUCGGUCCCCAAAGAUUUUGAGAACGUGGACAACAGCAACUUCGCACCCAGGACUCAGAAGCAGAAGCACCAGCCCGAGUUGGCCAAGAAGCCCCCCAGUAGACAGAAGGAGCUUCUGAAAAGGAAGCUGGAACAGCAGGAGAAAGGGAAGGGCCCCAGCGAGGCUCUGCCUCCCGGCGAGAGAGCUGCGGCCAACAGCAGCCGUGGGAAGGACGCCCCCAGACAGCCCCACGCCAGGAAGGGUGGGGGCAGCUCCCCGGAGACCAGGUACGACCAGCCGCCCAAGUGUGACAUCUCCGGCAAGGAGGCCGUCUCUGCGCUGUCCCGCGCAAAGUCCAAGCACUGCCGCCAGGAGAUCGGGGAGACCUACUGCCGCCACAAGCUUGGCCUGCUGAUGCCUGAGAAGGUGACCCGCUUCUGCCCCCUGGACGGCAAAGCCAACAAGAACGUCCAGUGGGACGAGGACUCCGUGGAAUACAUGCCGGCCAACCCGGUCAGAAUCGCCUUCGUCCUGGUGGUCCACGGCCGUGCCUCUCGGCAGCUGCAGCGCAUGUUCAAGGCCAUCUACCACAAGGACCACUUCUACUACAUCCACGUGGACAAGCGCUCUAAUUACCUGCAUCGGCAAGUGCUCCAGUUCGCCAGGCAGUACGGCAACGUCCGCGUCACCCCCUGGAGGAUGGCCACCAUCUGGGGGGGAGCCAGCCUCCUGUCCACCUACCUGCAGAGCAUGCGGGACCUCCUGGAGAUGACCGACUGGCCCUGGGACUUCUUCAUCAACCUCAGUGCAGCCGACUACCCCAUCAGGACGAAUGACCAGCUGGUGGCAUUUCUCUCCCGAUACCGAGAUAUGAAUUUCUUGAAGUCACACGGCCGGGACAAUGCAAGGUUCAUCCGGAAACAAGGCCUCGAUCGGCUCUUCCUGGAGUGCGACGCUCACAUGUGGCGCUUGGGGGACCGGCGGAUCCCGGAGGGCAUUGCCGUGGAUGGGGGCUCCGAUUGGUUCCUGCUGAACCGGAAGUUUGUGGAGUAUGUGACGUUCUCCACAGACGACCUGGUGGCCAAGAUGAAACAGUUCUACACCUACACCCUGCUUCCUGCCGAGUCCUUCUUCCACACGGUCCUGGAGAACAGCCCGCACUGCGACACCAUGGUGGACAACAACCUGCGCAUCACCAACUGGAACCGCAAGCUGGGCUGCAAGUGCCAGUACAAGCACAUCGUGGACUGGUGCGGCUGCUCCCCCAACGACUUCAAGCCGCAGGACUUCCACCGCUUCCAGCAGACAGCCCGGCCCACCUUCUUUGCCCGCAAGUUCGAAGCCGUGGUGAAUCAGGAAAUCAUCGGGCAGCUGGACUAUUACCUGUACGGGAACUACCCCGCGGGCACCCCGGGCCUGCGCUCCUACUGGGAGAACGUCUACGAUGAGCCCGACGGCGUCCACAGCCUGAGCGACGUGGCGCUCACCUUGUACCACUCCUUCGCCCGCCUGGGCCUCCGACGGGCAGAGACCUCGCUGCACACGGACGGGGAGAACAGCUGCCGGUACUACCCAAUGGGCCACCCAGCGUCCGUGCACCUCUACUUCCUUGCUGACCGCUUCCAGGGCUUUCUGAUCAAGCAUCAUGCCACCAAUCUGGCUGUGAGCAAGCUAGAGACCCUGGAGACAUGGGUGAUGCCGAAGAAAGUCUUCAAGAUUGCAAGCCCACCCAGCGACUUUGGGAGGCUUCAGUUUUCUGAAGUCGGCACCGACUGGGAUGCCAAGGAGCGGCUGUUUCGCAACUUUGGGGGCCUCCUGGGGCCCAUGGACGAGCCGGUGGGUAUGCAGAAAUGGGGGAAGGGGCCCAACGUGACCGUGACCGUCAUUUGGGUGGACCCCGUCAACGUCAUCGCUGCCACCUACGACAUCCUGAUUGAGUCCACUGCCGAAUUCACCCACUACAAGCCCCCUUUGAACUUGCCCCUGAGGCCUGGGGUCUGGACAGUGAAAAUUCUCCACCACUGGGUGCCGGUUGCAGAGACCAAAUUCCUCGUCGCGCCUCUGACCUUCUCCAACAGGCAGCCCAUCAAGCCAGGUGAGUGCUCCGGUGUCUCUGCGGGGGCAGGUGUUCCAUCCAUCCCCAGGUCCUUGGCCUGGGCAGACCAUGCUGCUCAGAUGUGGGGCGUGUGACCGCCUUGCAGGACAGCGUUGCUUGCUCUCGGUAUUUUUUUUUUCCUGCUCGUUUGCCCUAGAGACCCAGCUAAUUUCCUACCUGCACACUGAGGUGAUGUCGUCUGUGUAUGUAUUAGAUACUUAUGUGUUGGACUCCCGUUGGACAUGCAGAAGGCCUCGAUCAUAUUUAGGACAAGAUGGGAAUUAAACCCAGGCAGAUAGUGAGUUUCAGCAAAUCUAGUUUACUAUUUCAAAAGUAACUAAAAUGAGAAAUGCUGUUCAUCAAAGCUAUGAUGCACUAGGUAGAAAGAUGGACCACAUACCAGCGGGAGAUAUUUGCUAUCCAUUUAAAAAAAAAUAAUACUCAUAUUCAGAACAUAUAAAGAAAUCCCAUGAAUCAGAGGUUGGCGAGCGGCGGGCCGCAGGGCAAAUCCGCACACUGUCUGUUUUUGUAAGUACAGUUUUAUUGGAACACAGUCACAUUCAUUACAUGUUGCCUGUUUCUGCUUUGGGAAUAAAAUGGCAGAGUUGAAUGGAUGUGACAGUGAUGGCAUGGCCCACAAAGCCAAAAAUAUUUAUUAUCUAGUCCUUUACGAAAAAAGAUGCCAAUCCUUGCUAUAAAAGAGAGGAAACCAAAAAAAAAAAAAAAAAAA
Microcebus murinus (gray mouse lemur) is the source of this 11006-nucleotide messenger RNA. The record is from RefSeq and is a predicted model, not a curated record. NCBI's taxonomy places the organism in Eukaryota, Metazoa, Chordata, Mammalia, Primates, Cheirogaleidae.